Caenorhabditis elegans is the source of this 509-nucleotide messenger RNA. RefSeq names its product UPAR/Ly6 domain-containing protein (gene C54D10.13). The transcript is spliced from 3 exons. Bases 100 to 489 code for a protein of 129 amino acids. The record is from RefSeq and is marked reviewed. Lineage: Eukaryota; Metazoa; Nematoda; Chromadorea; Rhabditida; Rhabditidae.
ACAUUCUCUUGAUACAAACACUGAUAACAAAUCAAUACUGGUAAAUUGUGUUCCUUAUUCAUACUGCUUCAAGCUUCUAUAACUUUUCCAUAAUAAAUAAUGUUCAAAUUAGCGAUUUUAUUGUUAUUACUUUCGAUUACAGAUGUAGUUGUUUCGUUAGUUUGUGAAACAUGUGAUGGAUCAACAUGCUUCGACAAAGAUCGUUGGGUUCAAGAACUUUGUCCUCCAUCAACUCAAUUCUGCUAUCGGUUAUCUUCCAAAGGACGUGCUUUUCGACGUGGAUGCUCAGAUUAUCCCUGUGCCACACUACCUGGAGUGGAACCUGAUAUGGAAUGUAGAACAUGCAGUCAAGAUAGGUGUAAUAACGAGCGAGAUAGCUUUUUCCAUCAACGUGGUGGUGGUGUUAGCUGGAAAAGUGGUGCAGAAACAUUUAGUACGUCAAUAAUCAAAACUUCCGUGUUUAUGUCUUUGGUUUUGUUGAUUUUUUGAAUAAAUUAAAAAUUGAAAAA